Molecule: messenger RNA, 1587 nt
Organism: Closterium sp. NIES-65
Lineage: Eukaryota; Viridiplantae; Streptophyta; Zygnematophyceae; Desmidiales; Closteriaceae
Source: the annotation of a GenBank genome assembly
AUGGCCCUCCUCGCGUUCCUCCAUGUCUGCUCCUCGCAGUUUCUCCCACACCAGGAGGGACCUCUUGAGUCCGACUUGCUUCUCACUGCAGCUGCUGCUCGAACAAGCCUGCCAGAAUGGGCCACCACCAUGCAGAGGCAGCAGCGGCAGCAGCGACAGCAGUGGCGAGAGCACGAGCAGCAGGAAGAGGUGGCUGUCAUGGGGUCUCCACCGCUCUUUCACUCCAGCAGCAGCCACAGCAAUGUUAUAAGCAGCAAUGCUAACUCCAGUUACCAGCAUCGAGUGCUGCAGCAGGCGGGCGAUACAUCCUUUGCUGAGAAGAAUCAAGGCAUGGUGGUGCUGCAACUCCUGUCAGCAGGCGCUUUUCAAUAUGGGCGCUUCUACUCGCCGCUGUUCAUAGACGCGCCGCGCAGGAUGUAUGUGGCACUGGUGGACACGGCAGUGAGCCUCUCCUGGCUCUACUGCGACUGCAUCAAGUGCCCACAGGACUCGCCUGUCAUCAAGCAACGCACCUUCUACACAACGCUCAACUCCACGUCAGCAGUGCUGCUCAACUGCACGUCCCCAGCAUGCCUGCAGCUGCCCGCAGCGGGCUGCUCUGCGCUGCCGCGCAACCUCUCGCGCUCCAACUCCUCCUGCGACCUGCGCUACGCGCCCGCGGGAGACCUCGUGCAGGACCGCAUGCUCCUCAAGGUCGUCAAGGCUGGGGCUGCCAGCGAGCAAGCGGCAAGAAUCAACUUCGGCUGUGGGCGCAUGGACGUGGGCUAUGGCGGCUCAUCAGUAGACGGUGUAUUGGCCCUCGGCUCUCGUCCCUACGGCCUGCUAGCGCAGCUGAACGCCUCUCUGGGCCUGGCGCGCGCCUACUCGCUGUGCUUCGACGGGGGCAACCAGCGCGGCGCUCUGCUCAUGGGCGAUGCGGACGCGCCCCCGGGCAUGGUCACCACUCGCCUCGGGCUGCUGCCCAACGUCUCGCGCCCCUUCCUACCAGUGCAGGGCAUGCGCAUGGGCAGCAGUGCAGUGGGCAACAGCUCUGAUCUAGCAGCACUGGUGAACAACACGCAGGGGGGAUUCACAGUGGACACGGCCGUGCUCUACUCGGGCUUCAGCAGAAUCGUCUUCAAUGCCAUGGUCAACAUGCUAUUUGCGGAUCCCUCUCUCACCCGGACUGGCUCGGAGGACAAGGCAUGUGUUGUCAACGACGAAGCGGCGAAGAAGGUCUACUUCCCGCCAAUCCUCAUUGACUUCCCCGAGGGCAGUCUCACAGUGCUGCCACAGAACUACAUGGUGGUGAAUGAGACAGCGCAGUGCUUCGCUGCUGUGCCUCUGGAUGCCAACGCCACUCAGUCCGCCUUUUUGGGAACCAUGUGGAUCAGGGACCAAUUUCUCACGUUUGACUACACCAGGAAGAUGUUCUCCUUCCAAUCCAUGAACUGCACCACACUCGCGCCCAUUGCAGCCCCACCUCCACCUCCUCCUCUCGUAUUCACUGUCCCAGAUCCUCGUUCCAAGGGGGCGUUUUCUUCUUCCAAACUUCUAUGCACACUGAUUCUGCUUCUCCUUGCUCUAUUUUUCAAUUCCCUUGCUUAG